Naegleria gruberi is the source of this 1371-nucleotide messenger RNA. RefSeq lists its product as uncharacterized. Lineage: Eukaryota; Heterolobosea; Eutetramitea; Acrasida; Naegleriidae. The transcript is spliced from 4 exons. The coding region runs from base 1 to 1371 and encodes 456 amino acids. The record is from RefSeq and is a predicted model, not a curated record.
AUGAGUCAACAACCAAACAAUGAAUCAACUGAUCAACAAGUAGCUGAUAACACCGUCGAAGCUGAUCAACAAGAAGAAGCAUCAUCAUCAUCGGAUCAAGGCUCAUGGUGGGGAUCGUGGAGUUCAACAAUAGGAAAUGUUGUGAGAGUGAUGAAUCAACAGACCAAUCAAUUUGGACAACAAUUACAAAAGCUCGUAGAAGAAGAAGAAGGUGAUGAAUCAACAACUCCUACAACAACCGAAGAAAAACAAGUUGAAGAAGAAAAUGGUGAAAUUAAUGAUAAUGGAGGUGAGGCUAAUACUUCCUCUCUCAUUGAACAAACAGAAAAAACCAUUGAAACUUCUUUCAAGAAUGCCGAAAGCACAAUCAAAUCAUUCUUUAGUACAAUUUCAGGGGUGACAAGUACAGUCUAUGCAGAAACAUCACAAUUGGUUGAUGAGACUGUUGAAUUAAAAUUUGUGAAAGGCUUGGCAACUCAAUUCGGAAAAACUGUGCUAAACACUUUGGAAGAGGCUAGCAAGAUUUUAUAUGAUGCUGAGGAGUCUGAUGAUGGAAUUCACAUUUUUGUCAAUUUUAAAGAAUUAUUUAUUGAAUAUGAAGGUUUGAAACAUCUUCAAGAAAUUGCUGCUCUUGCCAAGAAUUGUAAUCAAGAAUUAGAGAAAUAUAUGGAAGAAAGAACUGACCAAGAACGUGAAAAGAUUGAAAAAAUUUUAAGAGAAUUGAGAGAAAUUAUGAUAGAAUCAACCCAAUUUAGUACAAAGGAAGUUGAAGAAAAGAAAUCAAGUUAUCAAUAUAUUGCUAAUCUUCCAGUUGGAAAGGAAGUUAUAGAAAUGACAAAUAGUUCUGUGGAGCUUUCUAAGAAUGCCUACAAUAAUUUGGAAGAUGUUCUUGCUUCUACAACAGAGGUGAGUGAAAUGCUUCAAACCUCAACAAUUUUAUUGGAAAAGAGCAAGGCAGAAUGUUAUAGAUCUCUUGCUAAAUUGGCCUCACUGGCUUCUAAUCAUAUCUUGAUCCUUUCUAAACACUUGAUGGAUUCUAAUAAUUCUGGAAUUCUUCCAAUUCAAUGGAAAGAUACUGAUUCAAACUCUAAGGAUGCUAAACAUGUGGCCACUUUACUUCGUGACUAUUUACUUUUCCUUUAUUCACAAUUAAUAGAAAUCAGUAACCAAUACACUGAAGCUUUAAAGAAGAAUACUCAAAUUGUCGGAAUCAAACUUGAUGAGCAACAAAGAGAAAAACUUGAAGUCCGAGCAAUGAAAAUGGCUUCCAGACUUCACAUCCACAGUGAUAAGGCACUUUCAAUCAUUAUCAGUUGUGAUAAGGAAUUUUUAGACAUUCUCCAAUAUCUUGCUUCUGUCUGGAUUCAAUAA